AAAUACCCGCCCUAGCCAAGAUUUUUACUAGCAAAAUCGAUACGAGAGGGGGUUAGCUGAUAGGAUAAGGCGAACUAGUAGAGACAAGGUGUUGUCAAAAUCUAAAACUUGUGGUCUUGAAUCGAAACGCAAAGUUGGCAAUCAUCGCGAAGUUGAUUAGGAAUUGAUUGAUCGAAUACCGAACUCUGACUCGAAAUAUUUGAGCUCGACAUCAUAAAUUGCCGAUAGGAGCGACCCUCGCCUUUGCUUUCUGGACAAAGCAACAGGUACCGAGUCGAAGCUCACCUCGGCAAAUACACAAUGUCUUUGAAACAGGAAAUAGAAACGUGGGUGGCGGCACUCGCCCGAUACGACAAUAAUGAAUUCGAAGAUGCCCUGAAAGAAUUCGAUGGUAUCUCGGAUACGUCAAAAAUUCUGUUCAACAUGGGUGUCAUACAUGCGACGCUUGGAGAACAUGAAAAAGCUGUCGAAUGUUACCAGAGGGCGAUUCGACUAGACUCAUAUCUUGCCGUGGCCUAUUUCCAACAGGGUGUUUCGAACUUCUUGCUGGGUGACUUCGAGGAGGCAUUAGCAAACUUCAACGACACCCUCUUAUAUCUCCGAGGCAACACUAUGAUCGACUACGCGCAGCUGGGCCUGCUAUUCAAGCUGUAUUCUUGCGAGGUGCUAUUCAACAGAGGUCUCUGCUACAUCUACCUACAGCAAAAGGAGGCGGGUUUGGCGGACUUGAAUUAUGCGGUAAAAGAGAAGGUUGUCGAAGAUCACAACGUUAUCGACGAAGCUAUCAAAGAAGAGGCUGAGGGCUACACUGUGUUUUCUAUCCCUGUCGGUGUUGUAUACCGACCCAACGAGGCCAAAGUGCGGAAUUUGAAGACCAAAGACUACCUAGGCAAAGCUCGUCUAGUUGCGGCUUCCGACAGAGCCAAUGCUUUCACGGGCUUCGCCGGGUCGGAGAUGAAGAAUGCUGGAAGGGCUGUGGAGAAGGAUGAUCGUCCGACCGACAACAUCUCAUUUGCGGCAACAAAUCUAGUUAAGCCCGGACUACAGAGCAGGAGACAACAGUCGGAACCUCCAACCAGCCGCAAUGCGUUCCCCCCCACACCACCCCCAGAGAAUGACAAGCCGCCAGCACUGAGUCGAGGUGCUUCAGUUCGCAACGGACCCAAACCAACGCCUGCUAGGUUGAAUAUUCCCGAGUCCAGCAAAGGCAGCCGUUAUGAUAAGACAAGUUCUCCAGCAAGUGAACGCAAGGCACCCUCGCGAGCCAUGUCCGAAGCGAGAUCGCCACCUCAACGAAGUUAUUCAAGAGCUAGGGCUGCUCGACGUUCAAGGAAUGAGGACGAAGGUUAUCCUGAGGACGUCUACGACAUGUAUAGCGGCAGCAACAAUGGUAGUGGAAAUGGUGGCAGUAAUGGCGGUGGCAAUGGUGGUGGUGGUGGCAGAUCUCAGGGUCGACGGAAUCAGCAGAGAUAUAUCGAGGAGGAGGAGGAAGGAGGAAGUGACUACGAUUCUUUUGACGAAGGCGAGUUUGAGAUGGUCUCGAAUCGACGACCAGGAACGUCUGUGGCCGGCGGGUCAUCGCGAGGUGGAUCGAGACGACCCGAUAUCCGCAAAGUACGAAUUAAGGUGCAUGCCGAAGACGUUCGAUACGUCAUGGUAAACACGACAGUAGAAUUCUCAGAACUGGUGGACCGAAUUCGGGACAAGUUUGGCAUUCGUCGGCGGUUCAAGCUCAAGGUGCGAGAUGAGGACUCGCCUGGGUCUACGGAUAUGAUCACGAUGGGAGACCAGGAUGAUCUCGACAUGAUUAUGAUGAGUGCGAAACAAUUAGCGCGGAAACAAAGACAGGAUAUUGGUAAAAUGGAGAUCUGGGUCGAAGAAAUCUAGACUUUUUCUUUUUCUUUUUCUUCGUGUGCGGCAUAACGAUUACAACGAUACCCACCCAGCAUUGCGAUCUGACUUCAUACGAUGUUAAUGAAGAAAUAAUCUUGGCUUCACCCAUUUAUUUACUAUUAAUAUGUUCAUUUGCAUCCAUAUCUUUACCAUAUGUACUUGCAUACCUACCUACUUCGUUUCCGUUAUCAAUAGCGUUUUCGGCCAUCACUCAUCGAGAGAAAUCAUGGGGCUUUUGUUA
This is a messenger RNA of Hypoxylon fragiforme, 2134 nucleotides long. RefSeq lists its product as uncharacterized. The transcript has 5 exons. Lineage: Eukaryota; Fungi; Ascomycota; Sordariomycetes; Xylariales; Hypoxylaceae. The record is from RefSeq and is a predicted model, not a curated record. Gene Ontology annotation, molecular function: protein binding. Bases 301 to 1887 code for a protein of 528 amino acids.